Cololabis saira (Pacific saury) is the source of this 1323-nucleotide messenger RNA. Its product is annotated as endonuclease domain-containing 1 protein. NCBI's taxonomy places the organism in Eukaryota, Metazoa, Chordata, Actinopteri, Beloniformes, Belonidae. The transcript is spliced from 2 exons. The coding region runs from base 34 to 930 and encodes 298 amino acids. The record is from RefSeq and is a predicted model, not a curated record. Gene Ontology annotation, molecular function: hydrolase activity; metal ion binding; nucleic acid binding.
ACUCAGUACGAGACGGACCAGACGACCGUGAGGAUGUUGGCUCCUUUAGCUCUCGCUUUUAUAAUCAAUCAUCUUGCAUCUGCAACAGUUGUUCAGGAUUUCAAUCAUGUGGAGCGAUGCAAGGACUCCCUGUACAUGGGGACGCCGCCGCGGGGGAUCAGCGAAGCCCGCCUGAAGAAGAUAUGCCAACGCUACGCUGACAAACCUCGAUUCGUUACCCUUUACGAUCCUCAGAAGCGGAUCCCCGUUUACUCGGCUUACACCUUCAAGAAAACGGAGGGAGACAGACGUGUGGACUACCCCUGGAUGUAUGAGCCACAGCUGGCAGAGAUCGAUGGGAAUGGGAACAUGCUGCCCUUCCCCACCGGCUACCUCCACAUGAAGUUUGAGGACAGCCAGGCGGUGCUCAAUGACUACUCUGACGUAGUGCUUUACGAGAGAGGCCACUUGAACCCGGACCAGCACCAGUCCACUCCCCACGACCGCGCCGCCACCUACACCCUGACCAACGUGGUGCCAGAGAUCCGCGAGUUCAACAUCGGGCCGUGGCGGGAGUACGAGGAGCGGAUCAGGGUCCGCCUCAACAACUUCUGCCGCGGCACCGCCUUCAUCGUCACCGGGGUGACCACCAGGGGCAACAUGAUCCGUCGCAACAACCAGGACCGCGUGGCCAUCCCCGAAGACGUGUGGUCGGCCUACUGCUGCACCGACUACGACCGCAACUCGCCACACGACGUGCGCAUCCGCUUCCCGUCCCACGCGGCCCUGGGGAAGAACGCCAAGGAGAGCAACAGUAUUCACGAGAUGCCGGUGCAAGAGCUGGAAAUCUUCCUGAAAAGCAACAUGGAUGUGGAUCAGAACCUCCAGAUCUUCUAUGACAACUGCAUCUCUCCUUCACCUCUCCCUCUCUACCUGCAGCACACCAUCUGAGAGCAGCUACGCGGUUUCUACUCACUUCUGCAGAUAAUACCUGUGUGCUGCAAAAACCCUCAUGAAAAAGUCUUCCCAUUGUUAGAAAUCUGUCCAGAAAUGUUAUGAAUGAUUCUAAAAUAAAUGUGCAUUUAUUUUAACUUAAUAAAAUUCUCCUGAUCCCCUUGUUCUUGUACCUCUCUUUUAAUGACACACAUCUUACAGGACUGCAAUCUUGUCGCCAACACCACAGCAUUUCCAUAGUGGAACUUCAGAAUUUACAUCAAGCGCAACAACGCUAUGUUUCACAGUAACAACUCGCAGAGUUCAGUGUGAUGGGAAACAAAAGGACAAAGAAAGAAAUGUCUGGAUUCCACUAAGACUGCGGUUCCCUAAGGCCACUCGCUUGAACUU